Messenger RNA from Ostreobium quekettii, 852 nucleotides. The record is from the annotation of a GenBank genome assembly. Lineage: Eukaryota; Viridiplantae; Chlorophyta; Ulvophyceae; Bryopsidales; Ostreobiaceae.
AUGCCGCAGAAAUACCUGUGCCCGUGCCAGUCCCAGUCGUCGGGGCGCCCGGCAAGGACGGCGAGCCCGGUGCCCCUGGGGCUGCGGGAGCCCCAGGCGAGAAGGGCGACAAAGGGGACCCCGGCAAUCCCGGCCAGCCGGGCCAGCCUGGGCCCCAGGGAGAGCGCGGACAGGACGGCAAUCCCGGACAGGCUGGAGCCCGGGGCGAGGCUGGCGCGGCCGGGAGGGACGGUGCCCCGGGCGCCCCAGGCAACCCCGGCGCCAUGGGAGAGCGAGGCGCCAGUGGAUCCCCCGGAACGCCCGGAAGCCCAGGCCAACAGGGACCGCCAGGUAACCCGGGGCAGCAGGGCAAUCCCGGCAGGGACGGCGCCGACGGACAGCCCGGAGCCGCCGGGGCGCCCGGCGCUCAGGGCCAGCCCGGUGGUCCAGGACCGCAGGGGCCUCAGGGCCCCGUCGGUGUUCCGGGGGAGGAUGGCGCACAAGGCCAAACCGGACAAGACGGCAAGGACGGGUGGCCCGGGAAAGACGGCACUCCCGGCAGAGACGGCACUCCUGGCGCAUCUGGCAGGGACGGGGCGGACGGACAGGCAGGCAAACCUGGGACGCCAGGGCAGCCGGGGACGCCUGGCACGCCGGGGCAACCGGGAGCGCCUGCAGGACAUUAUGACCACAAGGAGGCCAACGAACACGAAACUGGGAGUGGGAAGAGAUGAGGCCGCCAACGAGGUAGGCAAUCCGAUUCUCAUGCUGUCGAGCACGUUCCAGACUUUGAGUGGCCUGACUGGUGGAUGGUCCGUUGUUGAGGCUCUCAUGCACGGGCGAUCAUGCGGCGAGAAAACGGACGCAAGCUGA